AUGAAUCUUUUCCGGCUAGCAGUCUAUGUGACACGCUACCUAGACCUCUUCUGGACCCUCACCAACACCGAUUAUGCCUACAACACAAUUAUGAAGCUCCUCUUCAUCGCCUCCUCAGGUUACACCAUCUACCUCAUGACAACAGCCUACAAACCCACCCACGACCCCAACAUCGAUACCUUCCGUGUGCAGUACCUCCUCGCUGGCUCGAUGGUCCUGGCCCUAAUCUACCCCUACAAAUACACACCGUACGAGAUUCUCUGGGCUUUCAGUAUCUGGCUCGAAUCCGUUGCCAUCCUCCCGCAGCUCUUCUUGCUACAGCGAACUGGCGAGGCAGAAACCAUCACCACACAUUACCUGGCUGCGCUGGGACUGUACCGCGCCUUAUAUAUCCCGAAUUGGCUCUGGAGAUAUUUCGCCGAGGGCCAUUGGGAUGGGAUUGCUGUUGCGGCAGGGCUUGUACAGACCGUGUUGUAUUCGGAUUUCUUCUGGAUUUACUAUACCAAGGUUAUGAAGGGGAAGAAGUUUGCCUUGCCCGUGUGA
Messenger RNA from Venustampulla echinocandica, 543 nucleotides. Its product is annotated as ER lumen protein-retaining receptor. Lineage: Eukaryota; Fungi; Ascomycota; Leotiomycetes; Helotiales; Pleuroascaceae. Gene Ontology annotation, cellular component: cis-Golgi network; endoplasmic reticulum; membrane. Gene Ontology annotation, molecular function: ER lumen protein retrieval receptor activity. Bases 1 to 543 code for a protein of 180 amino acids. Gene Ontology annotation, biological process: endoplasmic reticulum to Golgi vesicle-mediated transport; protein retention in ER lumen. The record is from RefSeq and is a predicted model, not a curated record. The transcript is spliced from 2 exons.